This is a messenger RNA of Oncorhynchus gorbuscha (pink salmon), 1167 nucleotides long. RefSeq names its product rho-related GTP-binding protein Rho6-like. Lineage: Eukaryota; Metazoa; Chordata; Actinopteri; Salmoniformes; Salmonidae. Gene Ontology annotation, molecular function: GTP binding; GTPase activity. The transcript is spliced from 5 exons. Gene Ontology annotation, biological process: small GTPase-mediated signal transduction. The coding region runs from base 120 to 818 and encodes 232 amino acids. The record is from RefSeq and is a predicted model, not a curated record.
UUCAUCGCAGGAGGAGAGAAUCACGGCACAAACCACUGAUAACUGACAGAGGAUUUACAAAGGAGUUGUUUUGUUUCACAUAUACAUUUAUUGUAUUCAUCAACCAAAUAUUUUUCACAAUGAAGGAAAGAAGACUUACCCAGCCUAUGGUGGCGAGAUGUAAACUGGUGUUGGUUGGGGAUGUUCAAUGCGGGAAAACCGCAAUGUUGCAAGUCCUGGCAAAGGAUUCCUAUCCUGAGACAUAUGUUCCAACAGUAUUUGAGAACUACACAGCCUGUCUGGAGCUGGAGGACCAGCGCGUAGAGCUCAGUCUCUGGGACACGUCAGGCUCCCCGUACUAUGAUAACGUCCGACCCCUGUGCUACAGCGACUCAGACGCCGUGCUCCUUUGUUACGACAUCAGCCGACCAGACUCAAUUGAUGGUGCACUGAAAAAGUGGAAGACAGAGAUACUGGAUUUCUGCCCCAGCACACGCAUCCUCCUGAUAGGCUGUAAAACAGACCUGCGCACAGACGUGUGUACGCUCAUGGAGCUGUCCAAUCAGAAGCAGACACCCAUCUCACAUGAGCAGGGUUCCUCCAUGGCCAAGCAGCUAGGUGCGGAGGCCUACUUGGAGUGUUCGGCCUUCACCUCGGAGAAGAGCAUCCACAGUGUGUUCCGUACUUCAGCCCUGGCCUGCAUCAGCAAGCUACAGCCCUCCACCAAGACCAGUUCUGCCCGACGCCUCUCCAAGAGACUCCUUUUCCUGCCCAGAAAGUCUGACCUCCUCUCCUCCACCUUCGGCAAGGACAAGGCCAAGGGCUGCUCCAUUAUGUGAGGGAGGGGGAAGAACCCAGACUGGGGUGGCCAGAGAUUCACUCCAUUGAACAGUCCAGCGGGCAAAAUGGGGGUGCAAGGUGGUAGAGGGGCAAGGGAAUCGGAAGUAAGGGGGAAGGAAGGGGUUUCUUUAGAACCCCUCUGGCCUCCCCCAACAUCCUCCCCAGUCCCCACCCCCACUGACGCCCCACUUAAAAAAAACAUGGUUUACUCUGUAUAGGAUAUACUGGUCCUCUUCAUGAUCACCCCCCCACAAACAAACAAACAAACAAACAAACAAACACACACACACACACACACACACACACACACACACACACACACACACACACACACACACACACACACAC